AUGGCUAGACACUCAGAUAAGGCUCCUCAAAAAUCGAGCUUAACUAGCGGCGGAUCGCUCACAAAUUUGUUCAAGCUAAAUCGUAAACGUCAUGCUGACGACGGCGAUGAGUCUGUAUCUACAUCUAAUGCGGCUUCAUCUCACUCAGAAGCGUCCCAUAACGACCAAGAUUCUAGCGAAAAUGAAGAGCAACAACAGGGUCCAAAGUUCAAAAAAAGACGUACGCUUUCAACGGCUGAGGCGGAAGCCCAGGAAGCCCGGGAACGUGAAUUGGACGCAAGACUGCCCGAGGAACUUCGCAAAUACCGCCCACGCGGGUUUUCGCUCAAUCUGCCGCCAAAGGACCGGCCUAUACGUGUGUACGCAGAUGGGGUUUUCGAUUUGUUCCAUUUGGGCCACAUGAAGCAACUCGAACAGUGCAAAAAGUGCAUGCCAAACGUGCAGCUGAUUUGCGGUGUUCCCUCGGAUCGUGUCACGCAUAAAUUGAAGGGUCUUACUGUUCUGACCGAUCAGCAGCGCUAUGAAACGUUGCGGCACUGCAAAUGGGUGGACGAAGUGAUUGAAGACGCGCCAUGGUGUCUGACCACUGAGUUCUUGGAAGAACACAACAUUGACUACGUUGCCCACGACGAUUUGCCCUACGCUGCCUCGGACAGUGACGAUAUUUACCGCCCCGUCAAGGAACUGGGCAAAUUUGUGGCAACGCAACGCACAGAUGGCAUUUCCACCAGCGAUAUUAUUACAAGGAUUAUUCGCGAUUACGACAAGUAUCUAAUGCGUAAUUUCGCGCGCGGUGCGUCUCGUCGUGAUUUAAAUGUGUCGUGGCUCAAGAAAAACGAAUUGGACUUCAAAAAACAUGUUCAGGAUUUCCGAUCUUAUUUCAAGAAGAGCCACGACUCCAUCAACCAUGCUUCCAAAGAUCUUUACGUUGAAGUACGCGAGAUGUUGCUACGAAAGACCCUGGGCAAAAAAGUGUACGCCAAGUUAGCAGGCCAAAAAGUGCCUCAAAAGUCUAUCAGAGGUUCUUCGCCAGCCUCGGAGUUCGCUCGUACCUAUGGGGACGAACCAAGCUACGGUAACCAUCUUGAAAAACAAAGUCAAGAUGACCACGACGAAGAAAAUGACAGCGAAGAUGGAGACAAAGAAAGUCAAGAUCUUAACGAUGAUCAGCGAUCCGAUUCCCAUUAA
This is a messenger RNA of Lachancea sp. 'fantastica', 1188 nucleotides long. The record is from the annotation of a GenBank genome assembly. Lineage: Eukaryota; Fungi; Ascomycota; Saccharomycetes; Saccharomycetales; Saccharomycetaceae.